AUGGAGGGCCAAUAUGGCUGGGGAACCUUUGAAGAUGGAUGGAGAAAGGGACCCUGGACUCCUCAAGAGGACAAGCUCCUCACUGAGCAUGUAAAGCUGCAUGGAGAAGGAAGAUGGAACUGUGUCUCCAGGCUAACAGGGCUUAAGAGAAGUGGGAAAAGCUGUAGGCUUAGAUGGGUUAAUUACUUGAGGCCUGAUCUCAAGAGAGGCAAGAUCACCCCUCAUGAAGAAACCAUCAUUCUUGACCUCCAUGCUAAGUGGGGAAAUAGAUGGUCGACGAUUGCUAGAAGCCUUCCAGGAAGGACUGAUAACGAGAUCAAGAAUUACUGGAGGACUCAUUUCAAGAAAGGAAAGCCGACGAAGAAUAUCGAGAGAGCCCGAGCAAGAUUUUUCAAGCAACAACAGGAGCAAAAACAGAAGCUGCAGCAGUUGCAACAGCAGCAACAACAACAACAAUGUCAAUUAGAAGUACCUCAAUUUGAAGAGAUAGUCAUAGCACAAGAGAUGCAAGAAAUGACAUACAUCUACAACAUGCCAUAUAUGUUCCAAGGUGAAGAAUUCAAUGGCAAGUCGACGGCGAGCAGCGACGAAAAAUCAAGCGAUGAUGAAGCUUAUUAUGCCACAUGGGAGAAUCUGUGGAAUCUGGAUGACUUGGGAUUGGAUAUGGGAGAUGAAGCACUUCCUUUCUACUACUAG
Molecule: messenger RNA, 696 nt
Organism: Dendrobium catenatum
Lineage: Eukaryota; Viridiplantae; Streptophyta; Magnoliopsida; Asparagales; Orchidaceae
Product: myb-related protein 305-like
Exons: 3
Coding region: 1-696 (231 amino acids)
Biological process (GO): regulation of DNA-templated transcription
Cellular component (GO): nucleus
Molecular function (GO): sequence-specific DNA binding; DNA-binding transcription factor activity
Source: RefSeq, a predicted model, not a curated record